Molecule: messenger RNA, 2802 nt
Organism: Aspergillus welwitschiae
Lineage: Eukaryota; Fungi; Ascomycota; Eurotiomycetes; Eurotiales; Aspergillaceae
Product: acyl transferase/acyl hydrolase/lysophospholipase
Exons: 9
Coding region: 1-2802 (933 amino acids)
Biological process (GO): arachidonate metabolic process
Cellular component (GO): membrane
Source: RefSeq, a predicted model, not a curated record
AUGGCUGAAGAGAGCUUCGCCACCGCUUUGUCCAGCGGGGAGAUUACUAUGGAGUUGUUCCACCAGCGUCAUAUUACCUACCUGCAUCAGAUCAUUCGAGCGUCAGCCCACAAUGGUGCCUUGAGGAGGCAACUCUGGAUGGCAGAUACCGAGCGCCAGCGCAGGUUGAUAGGCGAAAUGGCAGCUGCGAACCUGUCCCACCAUCAGCAACUACACUGGGAAAAGGUCGCUCAUGCCCAAACCAGGCAAGCGUUGGAGGUCGAAAAGAAUUUACAUCUCCAAACGAGAACAAUCAUUGAUCGUCAGGAGCAUACGCUUUCUAGUGUUCGUGCAGCCCUCAAUGCUACCGAGCAGGCCUUAGGUCUUGAGCGGGAGCGAUCGGAGGAAAUGGCAGCCGAGUUAGAUCGGACACUGAGGAAGUUCCACUUGGUGGAUACUUUAGUGGACACGAUGCUUCUUCAGGAGGACAUCCAGUUGGAUAUGCCUGACCGUUCCAGACAAAUCACUGAUUUGAUACUGGACUUGGAGAGGAAAAUGGAAGAAAGGUAUCGUGCUGUAUUGAGCCAGAAAGAUGUACAAAUCGCACGGUUGCAAGACAUGCUUGGAAGCCUACAGAAAAGGGCAUUGCCUGGAAGGGCACAGACUGUCGGCCAGGCUGCACCACAGUUGGUAUACGGGUGCCGACUUGCUCGGCUGGCCAGUGAACUGUCUGAGCCGUCGACCCAGCUACCCCAAAUGAUCUUCUUCGCAGGCCACCGUCUGAAAAACCAGGCACUAAGGCAGCCACGAUUCUUCGUGGAUUGUGAUCCUACCGGCGACUUCACAUCACAAGCUUUUGGGAGCCCAAGGAUCUGUCACCCAGAGAAGGUUUUUCCGCUCGACACGUCCUUCCAGGGACGUUACCUGCAGGAUCUCAUACUCUCACGUUUGAUUUUUCCAUUUAUCGACGUGCUCUGUAUCUUUGCUGAGGAUAUAGGUGGACUGGGGGCAGCCCGUAACUUACUCCUGGCCUGGGCGAAGAUCGGAUCUGCCUCUAGCCUAUCUCAUGCGGUAAGGCCCAGGGUGGUGAUUGUCGUUAGUGCCACUCAAAGCACCACGCAUGACAUCCUCGACGACGGGGAGUUUCUCCACGAGCUGCUCGAAGCUGGGGAUGUGCCGUUCCUGGCAGCCUUUGGGGAAGUUAGGAUAUGCCGUCUUCCGCCCGAAGGUAUCUCGCCUGAGGCUCGCUUUUUAGGGUUGGCAGAGGAUAUUUCCAGGGGGCUCCGGGACAUGAGGCGUAUUCGUGAUCGCCACAAUGUUCUCUUCUCCGCAACACACCUGGAGGCCUUUUUCAGACUGGCCUUGGAGCAUAUAUCUGCAUCGCUGCUCUCAUCAUUCGACUUUAUACGCGCGGCCCGGUAUCAGAAUCCAUUAGACGGUGCAUUUACAUCUCAUAUCACCAACUUCCUCAAGCUGGGAAACAGAACACGAGCCCCCUAUAACAUCAUGGCAUCUUACAUUGCGUCCGCCAUCUUAAUGGAUGCCUAUCCCACGGGGAUGCACCCUCGGGUAUUAAGUAUUGACGGGGGUGGGCCUCGAUGCGUUAUUCCUCUUCAAAACCUAGAAAUACUGCAGGAAUUCAUUGGCCCAGAUCUUUCUGUUGCAGAAAUGUUUGAACUCAAGGUCGGAACCAGCUCGGGUGGCUUGGUAGUCCUUGGUCUUGAUAUUCUUCAUUUAACGGUGCCCCAGUGUCAGUCGCUUUUCCAAGCAUUAGCCAGGAAAAUUUUUGAUCCCACUCGACGAAGACGACUUCUCAGCAUUCUACUGGCUGACGAGGUCUAUGAUACUGCAGUAUUUGAGGACACCCUAAAAGAGUAUUUUGGGGCCAGUCGCCGAAUUCUGGACGUCCAACCGUCACUGCUGUCCACAGGAAAGGUGGCUGUGACCGCCACCUCAAUCAAUGAUGGUUCUUUGUAUAUCUUCACAAACUACAAUGGUACUGCACCACAUAGAGCAGAAUCAGUUUACGAAAGACUACGGCCUGAUAUCGAGCAUGAGCCUUUUGUUUGGCAGGUUGCUCGUGCAACAUCAGCAGCCCCACCCUACUUUUCAACUAUUAAUAUACCCGGCUUGGGCACCUUUCAGGACGGUGGCAUGGGGCGGCACAACUGUCCGCUCAAUGUAGCAUUAUCGGAAGUUAAACACUUAUGGCCCAGCGUGGCAGACCCUGAUGCUGUUAUCACACUCGGAACUGGGAGUGAACUGGCUUCACCAAGACUCUCACGCUUCCGUAAUAUUGUGGUCGAUGGGUGGAUUCCACGGGUAUAUCGGUCACUGAAAAAUUCAUUCGACGGCCAAACAACAUGGAAGGAGGUAAAGAUGCGUUUACAUGACGAUGUACAGAAUGGAUACUUUAGAUUCGAUGAAUAUCUCUCAGAUGGGUUGCCUGCCAUAGACGACACCAAGUGCAUGGAUUCAUUAACUGCCCAAACUCGAAUGCAGUCGGGAAGAUAUCACGAAGAGGCAGCACUAACAUUGCUUACUACAUGCCUAUAUUUCCGACUAGAUACUCUGCCAGAAUACCGGACUGUUCGUUUCUUUGUGCGUGAUCUCGAAGAAAAUUUUAUUCUAUCUCUACGGCUCGGUUCUACAAAACGCCGGUUAAGUGCAUUUCCAAGGAAAAUACAAUGGUUUAUUGAUGAGCAAAAGCUCGACUGUCCAUUUGGGACCUCCAAUCACAGCAUACCGUUCAGAGUGGACUGUCCAGCUUGUGACACGCGAACCAAAACUCGAGGUCAGAAGAGGAAGUACAUGGAUAUUUAA